Funneliformis geosporum is the source of this 360-nucleotide messenger RNA. Lineage: Eukaryota; Fungi; Glomeromycota; Glomeromycetes; Glomerales; Glomeraceae. The record is from the annotation of a GenBank genome assembly.
AUGGAAGAGGAAAAAAGAACUGAUUUGUCUGGAGAAUGGAUUGAUAGAACAACAGAAGAGAAAGGAUUUCGUGCUAUGUUUCAGGAAUUUAUUGCUAAAGCUCCACCAGAAUAUGUAAAUAAAGAUCUGAAAUUAUCGGAUGACUUCCCAAAGAAAGAAAAUAAGGGAAAUAAGCGUUGUAAAAAGCCAUCAAUAAAGAAAAUUUGUUCUUUACUUAUCAAAGCUUCAUAUCUUAUGGAUCGUAAAAUCAAACUUGAAGAUAGACUCUAUGUCAAGGUCAUUGCCGUAAAGAUGAGCAAAGACAGAAUUUUUUUGGAGGUGAAGAAAAAUUGGAAUAUUACGAAAUUAUGUAUCAGCUAA